AUGGCAAGUUUCAAUCCAGAGGCUACCCUUCAGUUGGAAGAGUCUCUUUUGAGAGUCCCUUAUGAGUCGAUGAGGCGAACUUUCAAGCAGGCGCAGAAGAAUUUAGAAAAGGAUACAGACUUCAUUCGUGAUUCAACUAAAGAGUUGAGCGUCCUGGUUAGUAAUGAACGAGAUUCUCAACAGAACACUGCCAUUCAUGCCAAACUGGGGGAUAUGGUAACAAGAAUGAAAGGAUUGAAGCGAAAGCUUUCUGCUUUGAAAUCAGAACAAGACCAGCAUAUCAAAACCACUAAAGCAAGAAUUGAUUAUUUGGCACAGUUGUUUACGAUCGAUAACUAUGAAAGCUUUAAGUACGAGGAAUGGUCAAAAAAUCGACUUGAUAUUCUCCUGGUUGAUUAUUUUCUGAGGUGUGGUUAUGCAGAAACGGCUAAGCAACAUGCUAAGGCAAGGCGAAUACAGCCAGUUGUUGACAUGGACAUUUUAUUCCAAUGUCACAAAAUCGAACAAAGUCUACGGCAGCAGAGAACUACGGAAUGUCAAACCUGGUGUCAAGAGAAUAAAACUCACUUGAGAAGGAUCUCCAGUCCGCUUGAAUUUGAAAUUCGCUUACAGCAGUAUAUUGAACUUGCUAGGGAGAGGAAGUUGACAGACGCCAUUAGCCACUCAAAGAAGUUCUUGGUCAAGAAUGCUGAUACCAGAUUGAAGGACGUACAACAAGCAUCAGCUUUACUUGCUUUUAGUCCAGACACAAUGGUAACUCCUUACAAAGAACUUUAUGCCAUGGACAGAUGGGAUAAGUUGGCUACAAUGUUCGUCAACACUUUUUUGAGUUUACAUGGCUUACCACGUCAGUCAGCACUUGUGGAAUACUUAGCGACAGGUAUUUCAGCUUUAAAGACAUAUUCAUGCAUCCAAACAGACCUAGAUUUCAAACCUAAGAUGGAUUUAUCAAGGGGUCAUAUGUGCCCUGUUUGUUCUGACGAAUUAAAUAAACUAUCUAGAUCCCUCCCAUACGCAUUGCACACCCGAUGUUAUCUUGACAGUGACCCGGUAGUCCUCCCAAAUGGAAGAGUUUAUGGCCGCGAAAAACUAAUUGCAUACUCAGAGAAAGCAGGUGUUGACCCAGAAGAAGUUGCUGAUCCCACAACUCAGGAAAUUUUUGGCGUUUCUGAGCUUAAGAAUGUAUUCCCAACGUGA
Molecule: messenger RNA, 1197 nt
Organism: Sugiyamaella lignohabitans
Lineage: Eukaryota; Fungi; Ascomycota; Dipodascomycetes; Dipodascales; Trichomonascaceae
Gene: FYV10
Product: glucose-induced degradation complex subunit FYV10
Exons: 1
Coding region: 1-1197 (398 amino acids)
Biological process (GO): proteasome-mediated ubiquitin-dependent protein catabolic process
Cellular component (GO): cytoplasm; nucleus; GID complex
Molecular function (GO): protein binding; ubiquitin protein ligase activity
Source: RefSeq, a predicted model, not a curated record